Molecule: messenger RNA, 7505 nt
Organism: Aquila chrysaetos chrysaetos
Lineage: Eukaryota; Metazoa; Chordata; Aves; Accipitriformes; Accipitridae
Gene: SHISA6
Product: shisa family member 6
Exons: 6
Coding region: 33-1733 (566 amino acids)
Biological process (GO): regulation of AMPA receptor activity; regulation of short-term neuronal synaptic plasticity
Cellular component (GO): AMPA glutamate receptor complex; dendritic spine membrane; postsynaptic membrane
Source: RefSeq, a predicted model, not a curated record
GCCGCGCCCCGCGGCCCCCGCUGAGCCCCGCCAUGGGGCCGCGGCACCUGCUGCUGCCGCUGCUCCUGCUCUCCCUGCAGCUCCUGGCCCUGCUGCUGGCCGCGCAGGCGGCCGGUCCCCCCCGCGCCAAGGGCAACCGGACCCAGGGGGCGGCGGCGCCGCGGCGGACCCCCAAGCCGGGCAAGGAGCUCCUCAACCAGACGCUGGCGGGCCCGGGGGCUGCCGCCCCCACGGCGCUGCCCGGGCGCGGGAAGGGCGCGGGCGGCGGCAGGACGCCCCCCGGCGGCGGGGGCGGCGGCGGGGGCUCGGCCCCGGCCCACGAGACGUGCUGGGGGUACUACGACGUGAGCGGGCAGUGGGACAAGGAGUUCGAGUGCAACAACAGCCUUACGGGCUUCCGCUACUGCUGCGGCACCUGCUUCUACCGCUUCUGCUGCAACAAGCGCGCCGAGAAGCUCAACCAGAGCCUGUGCCGCAACUACAAGAGCCCCGAGUGGGCCCACCCCACCACCGCCAGCGGAGCGCUGCCCGCCGACGGCAGCAACGGCGCCGACGGGGACGCCAACAAGUACGACCCGGACAAGGACAGCACCAACGCCACCGUCUACAUCUCGUGCGGGGCCAUCGCCUUCGUGCUCAUCGCCGGCGUCUUCGCCAAGGUGGCCUACGACAAGGCGCGGCGCCCGCCCCGGGAGAUGAACAUACACAGGGCUCUGGCUGACAUCUUAAGGCAGCAGGGACCAAUCCCAAUAGCACACUGUGAAAGAGAGACUAUCUCGGCCAUAGAUACCUCCCCCAAAGAAAACACCCCAGUCAGGACAUCUUCCAAAAACCAUUACACCCCUGUGCGCACCUCCAAAAGUAACCCAGGUCACUAUGGAAAGGAUGUUUACCGAAGUGGAGGGCCAGAUCUCCAUAAUUUCAUCUCCUCCGGGUUUGUCACGUUAGGAAGAGGACACACGAAGGAUGACCAAGAACAAAAUUAUAAUCACCUGAUACUAAACAGUGCCACCCAGACACCUACACAUGACAAGCCACGAAUGAACAACAUCCUUACUUCUGCCACCGAACCCUAUGAUCUGUCUUUCUCCCGGUCCUUCCAGAACCUCUCUCACCUCCCACCAUCCUAUGAGUCUGCUGUCAAGACAAAUCCAAGUAAAUAUUCUUCUCUGAAGAGACUAACUGACAAAGAGGCUGAUGAAUACUACAUGAGGAGGAGACACCUGCCCGACCUGGCAGCCCGGGGCACGCUCCCUAUCAACGUCAUCAAAAUGUCUCAACAGACCAACCACAGAGAGAGGCCUCGCCGUCCCAUCAGGGCCAUGUCCCAGGACAGAGUGCUGUCUCCUGAGAGGAUCAUGCCCGAGGAGUUUAGCAUGUCCUAUGAACGGAUCCUCUCAGACGAGCAGCUUCUGUCCGCGGAGCGCCUCCACUCCCAAGACCCCCUGCUCUCCCCGGAGCGGUCGGGGUACCCCGAGCAGUCUAUGUCACGGGCAUUGUCACACACAGACGUCUUUGUAUCAACACCUGUCUUGGAUCGCUACAGGAUGACAAAAAUGCACUCCCAUCCUAGUGCCUCAAAUAACUUGUACAAUACCUUAGGUAUGAACCCAACCUCCGCCAAGCGCCAAGCAUUCGCCUCCCGACGGCACAACACAGUAGAACAACUGCAUUAUAUUCCAGGACACCACCAUCACUACCGCACAGCAAGCAAAACAGAGGUGACUGUUUGAUAUGACCUCGUGCAUUGUAGAUACUCAUUAAGGACUGGGGUGGCCACAGCACCCCAUACUGCAGUGGCCUUAUAGGCCAAGAUAACCUCUAAUAACUCAGUGUCUGAAAAGACUUCUCUGACAGUCCCAUCCACAUUGUUGUUUUUAAAGCCACCCCUUCAUCAGUGACAUAAGAAGAACUCAAGCAAACAGACGAUAGUGAGGGAUAAUAGAGGAAAUUUCCUGACAUGCAUCAGUUUCUGUCAAAGAAAGCCAUAGUAGUAGAUGGCUCCUUCCAAGGGCUCACCUACAUUAUCUCAUUGUUUUUAUGAAUUUAGGACUUUUCAGUUGCUACAAGUAGGAACAGUCUCGUGCAGCCCAAGACAGGGAGGAGGAAAUGCAGCACCCCAUCCGGGUGGAAAGGAGCCCUGUUCUCGGUCCUCAUGCCAGCCCUCAUGUUUGGCCUUUCUGUAGCAAGUAGAUAAGCUUCUGGCUGCUGGGGAUCACCUCCAGACCGCUCGAUAUUAGCCAGCAUCCAUACAUCUGUUCUUCCUCACCCUUGGAGCAUAUUCAAGGGCAGACUUCUCUAGGGGACUGGCAGAUCUAGGGACAAGAAUAGCCUGGCUGAGAAAUAAAGUUUUAGUUUAUAUUAAAUAUACUCAUAAGAUAAAAAUAUACUAGUGCCUACAAAUCGCCUGCUCUCUCAGUGUAGGAAGUAGUGGGGUUGAUGUGUUCAAUAAGCACAAAUAUGCUGAAAUGCUUGUUAGACCCUUUUCUCCACUCAUUCUAGUAUCUUGGUGUCUCCAACAUGUAAAUAGGGAGGAAUAGGGUUUCUCUUCCUCCAGCUUCUUGCCACUGCUGAACCUAAAGCAUCAGAAUUUGUUCAGCUUCACACUGCUGACCCGUGCUGGGGGAAGUCCUGACUCCACUGAGACCCCUGCAAGGCAAGGCUACCACAUGUUUAACUGAGCCUGGAUUUCUCCCCAGAAGUUUAUUUUCCUGAUAGCAUUUUCCACUGGCCCAGUUCCCUUGUUUCUGAACAUAUUUUCUUCUCUCAGUUACAACCUAGAACUCCAUAUGUAGCAAAUCUUUUUCUUGCCCUUAGCAGAAGCACAAAGCUGAGGGUGUCUGUCUACCAAAAAGCAGGUCAGUAAUUUUCUUUGAUUUUUUUCUCCAUGUAAUGGCCCCCCCCAAGAAAACCUUCCAAAUUCCAAUUCCACUAAGUACCAAUCCUAACCAUGAAGACAGUUACAUUUCAUGCAUAUAAAUUAUAUAUCCAGCAUAAUUAUAAUAAAUGGGCAUGUUGUAUAUCUGAUAUACUGCUAAUUAGAUAAUGUAUAUUUGUAAAAUCUUUAAAAUGUAGACUUGUGGGUCCAGAAUUUGUGAGGGUUUUAUCUUUGGCUUUCUAGCCAGAUUGGGCUUUGCUUUGUUUUUUGUUGGUUUUGGUUUUGUUUUGGUUUGGGUUUUUUUCCCUUGUAUUUGUGUUCCUAUCAAAUUCUGUAGAACUAACUCACACUAGAACAGGCUUCUGUGGCCAGGAAAGGGUCUCAGAGGUUUUGAAGGCCAGCUGCACCCAGUGCUGUAACUGUUAAUGCUGGACGCUCUCUGGCAUUCACUGUCCAUUGUGUGCACUCAAAGCCCCACCACAUGCACACACCCAUGCUGCCAAUCCAAAUGGCAGGCGUGCUCCCUCCUCUGGGUGAAAUGACGACUGACUUCAGGCUGUAAACACAUUCUCAUACAGUACUUCUCUCUUUAUGUCCUACAUUCCCAGACUGAGUCUUUUCCUACAUGGCUCUUCACUAAACUUCAUUUAAAUUAGCUCUGCCCUUCUCCUUCCCCUCAAAUACCUCCCACCUCCUGGCCUUAAUGAUGUUCCAAGCUCAACAUGUCAGUCCUGUAGCAUACAAUGAUUGUAGGUUGUUGUGAGCUUGAGUCUUGUCUAGAGGCUUAUGAUGCAGCACUAGGUUCUUCUGGUGCAGGGUAGGCAGGAGGAGCAUGCUGUCUUCCCUCAGUGGGAUUUAGAGGUAGGUCUCUGUGGGAUGGCCAUGUGGCCUUUCUCUUUCCCAGACUGUCCUGGGGCUGCUGGUCUUAGUUCAUGAGCUUUCUUCUGCCCCAUCUGAUGGAGACUGUGUUCAGAAAGGACUCCAUCUGUGAGAAGUACUGGAGCUUUGUUUGACGGAAACUGAGCUGGGAAGGAAUAAAUAAGAGUCUCCAUGGUUCAGAUGGUCAUUACCAUGCAGCCUUGGGCAAAAUCAUUCUGGAUAACAACCAGAAUUGCCUAUGGAUCAGAGUGGCAGUUCAUGGCAUGGGAGAGACGAGAGAGAAAAGGCUCACACCUCAUCUCCUGACCCCUUCCCUUGAUGGACACUUCUCUCCCCUGACUACCUCCAAGCUCCUCAGCUCAGUCACUGGAUAUUUCUUCACAGAAGGCAAUCCCUGUGAAAAUACCGCUCUUGCUGACCUUCCCACGGACUGAAGUUUGUGACUCUUAAGAGAAGAGAAACGCACAUGGCUGAUGGGGAGGCAGUCCCUGCUGAGGUUCUGGGGCUCUUCCAUUCUCUCUUGGCCCAAGAAAAGCCAGGAUCUUCCUCUCUUCAGGCAGGGAGAUGUGAACACUGUGGGAGAGGAGAGUCCACCCUAGAGUCUCCAGGAGUUGAGGUGGCAGAGCCAGAGGAGCAGAGGUGACCAUGUGAGGCCACGGGUAGGUGAACACUCCUCUCUUUCCAUUUCCAUAGCUGUAUGUCUUAAGCUCUAGUCUUCAUCUAAAUGUUCCAUUCGUGAACUAAGAAGCUGCUGGACCAGAUGCAGAUAUGGAAAUUUUUCACUCAAGUAGCCCGUGCAGAUGCUGUGCUGUGCUCCAGGCCAUUUGACCUCAGAGCCUUCUCUUAUUCAGACUGACAAAUAGCACGGGUUGUCUGCUAACUUGUCCUACCUGGGCAAUAAUACUCCAAAGAAAUCUUAGCCCCAUUUCUUCGUCUUUUCCACCCACUCAACUGUUUUAAGCAGAUGUGUCCCACAAGAACCAUCAAAAAGAUUUUCUAGGCCAAAUCUCUUCAGGGACUCUGCCACCAACACAGAAAAUUUUCAGCAAAUUUAUCUGGGGAGGCACCAUGCCCUGGAUGACCACAAUUUGUUCCUGGGCACCAUGGUUUGCUUUGUGUGCUGGAAUGGGUUGGUAGCUAGAUCAGUGGCAUUUCAGCACGCACAGAUGUUCUUACAUCAUUUUUUUCCUUAUUCCUUGUUCUGAGAAUUUGUCACUGAAAAGACACUUAGUCCAGGACUGUGUGUCAUGACCCACAGCCUGGUCCCCAGCACUUCGGUUCCCCAUGUUCAACAUGUGAUGAUAAUAGUACACUUUCCUAUUCCACAGAGGCAUUAUGAGGGUUCAUACCACAAUGCCUAUGAAGUGCUUUGAGACCCUCUCACAACAGACACUGUAGAACAGCAAGGCAUUUUUAUUAAUAUUGUUUGUCACCAUUGUCCUGCCACAUCAUGUCUGAUACGUUGCAAUCCAGCGUCUGUCCAGAAUGAGAGUGCUGGGGUGGGGGGAAGCAGUUCCCCAGAUUUCCCAUUGCUCUCCUUCUGGUCAGGGUUCCUAGCAGGCAGCAGCUCUAAGGGAUGCUGUUACCUGUACUUUGACCUUUCUGCUUUCUUCUCCUCAUGUCUGAGUCACCAUGACAUUCUGCACUCAGGAGAAAAGCAGGAAGCAGUCACAUUCCUCCGUACAGUAAAAUAUAAUCUGCCUUGAUUAAUCUAAUAUACUCUGAAGAAUUGAUCUGUCUUUUUCUCCAACCCACAGGUGGAAACACACAUCUGUGGAGCAUCCAGUUCCCAGAGUGCAUGUGCAGGGACUGGGGGAGGGUGAUGCAGAAAAGUUUAUAUUAUUUCCUACAAACUGAUAAUUAUUUGCAUUCCCCAAGCAGCAACAAAUAGUGAGCUGCACUGGAUUUUAUACAACUCUCUCAUUAGUACAGAUACAUGUAUGUAUAUGUAUAUACACACAAACACAUAUAUAUACAUACAUACUGUAAAAUGCAAUCAUUAAGCUCUGACUGACCCUGUGCCAAUCUAAGCUUCCAAACUAUAUUGAAUCACUCUUUGAAAUGUGGAAAACUAUUUUUAAUGAACCACACAGAUCACCACAUGGAACGGAAAUUUUGUCAUGUCUUCUAAUGCCAGUGACUUGUGUUUUAAGGAAAAAUGAAAUAUUUUUCAAUGUUUUAAUGUUCCUUUUAUAAAUGAUGAUCUGUUACUUGGGGAUUGGGGUGGGUGGGUGGGAAGAAACAGGGACAGUUACCUGGGAGUAAGCCCUCCUUUCCUGGCCUAGAUUUUAUUUCUGUCUACUGUUCUGCUAGCCUGGCUGGCUGCAAAGCUGGUCCCAUGUACCUGGGCUUCCUGUAUGCAUAUUUCUGUUCUUGUGUCUAUCAGAAGCAUUCCCACCAGGAACCUUCAAGAGCCUGGCAUCAAGCUUUGGUAAGAGAUGGGUGCCUCCUGGUACCUGGGAAGAUGUCUUCAUUUUCUUCCACCACAACAAACAAAAUUAUCAUGAAACAGUGUAACUUUAAUUGUAUUUGAAGUACGCGUUCUAAUUUGUGAUCAAUUCGCCAUCUGCAGUUCAUGUGAUGGAGAAAUAGCUUGUCUUAGUUUUGUUUCAGAUUUAGUGUUUAAUCUGGAAGGAGGGACUCUGCUGAAAUAUAUUUAACAUAUACAGAUUUCAUGUUCAAGUAUAUUUCAGAUGAGUAAAAAGUUAGUAGGGGAAAUAUGUGAGAAAGGGGCUUAAAUAUUUUCAUAAAAAUUGUUGUUAGCAAUAAGCCUGUGUUGGGGCUGCUUCUUAGAGAACAGCUGCUUCUGUGUUGUAUGUCUGUAAGUGUAUGGUGGAAGGUAUCGUUCCCAGCCUCUCUUAGCUGGUUCAUGGCUGUCAAGGAGGUGCCCUCACCGAGCCCAAAACGCAACUGGGAAAACCAACCUAUGCUUCACCCGCUGGCAGCCCAGGGACAAAGGGGAGAGUUGGAUGAUCCCAUUUGAGCACGUUAGUGUAAAUCUGAAAGAGAUCUCUGCUCUCAGCAGCGAGUGAAGCGGUGUCCCGUGUCUCCUCCACGACCGCACGAUGUUCGGGAGGUGUCCAUCUCCACCGCCUCCACUGCAGGGAGAUGUGUGUCGCGCCACCCUGACCCUCUGCCCAUGUGCUUUGUAACGGCUUCUGACCUUCUGUCUGCAAACCUGUUAGACAUUUUUGUAGCAAGAAUUUCUUGGCUCUGAGAAAGACACUUCUUACUGUAAUAUUUUUAGUUUGGGGGACAAUAUUUCCUAAGAGGGGUUAAGUGGAUAUUUUUGUGCUUUAGCCCAGUUUAUGGAUUCCAUGUUUAUUAUACAGUAGUACUGAAGAGGAAGUACAUUUGUAUCUGUAACUUUGCACAGACUCUUGGUUAACCAUUAAACGAGCUUCAAGAUGAGCAGUAUUUGACUGUUUUUCUCUGUAUUAUUCUUGUUGUUAUACUUACCUGUAAAAGCACAUUCUGUAUGUACUGUAAACAAAAAUAUUAUCAGUUUAGUAAAAUUUAGAGUCUUAAGGAUUUUUCCACUUUUGUCAGUAACAAAUAUUUAUGGAUCAAAAAAUAAAGGCAAUUUCAACAUAUAAAUUGUUUCUUUUUUGAUAUCUAUUGGGGGAAAAAAAAAAAAAAGCCGUUUUCUUGGCAGCCUUGCCAAUCUUUGUAACCAGCAUUUGAAAGGUAGAUAUCUAUAUUCUGUCUGUAGUUAAAUAGCAUCUAUUAAAAUGAAUGCUAUAAGGUC